This is a messenger RNA of Hevea brasiliensis (rubber tree), 3595 nucleotides long. Its product is annotated as probable LRR receptor-like serine/threonine-protein kinase At1g53430. Gene Ontology annotation, biological process: protein phosphorylation. The coding region runs from base 204 to 3266 and encodes 1020 amino acids. The transcript is spliced from 26 exons. Gene Ontology annotation, molecular function: ATP binding; protein kinase activity; protein binding. The record is from RefSeq and is a predicted model, not a curated record. NCBI's taxonomy places the organism in Eukaryota, Viridiplantae, Streptophyta, Magnoliopsida, Malpighiales, Euphorbiaceae.
UAUUCUUGCGGGACUUUUUUAUAUUUUAUUUUUUGACUUGUAAUUAUUUAUAUAACUUCGAUUUUGUUAGUCCACUGAAGUAAGGCAGCCUCACUGAUCACCCCUUCAAACGUUCUGGUUUGAUUACCCGACCAGCUUUCCUUCUCUAUCUUCCUGGUUUAAAUAUAUACGAAUAUUGCUAAGCAGGAUCAGAGGAAAGAGAAAUGAUUGAGCAUCAUAUGAUGCUACACACUAAGGUCGUUUUGUUCCUGCUUCUUCUUCUUUUCUGUCAGCUGCUUGGUUAUGGAUUCCACAUCCGAAAGGAUCCUGCAUAUACCCGUUGUCCAUCUUAUAGUCCAGUUUGCCGUUGUCCAGUGUAUAGUCCAUAUUGCGAUUGUCCAGCGUACAGUCCAAAUUGCGGCCGCUCAUCCACGGAUAAGGUACAAAAUUGCAGUAAUCCUGGAACGUUGCCAUGUGAUGAAGCACAUGCUCUUGUUAAAUUCGUAGACGAGUUGAAAUUACCAUCAGCACCACGCAUUACCGCCGAUUGCCGUACGAUGGACUACAAGGAUAUUACGAUUCGAUGUAACUGCUCCAACUCCAACGAGAAUAAUAGCACUGUCUGUCAUGUCACUUACAUGUCUACUGCUGUUCUAGAGUUGAAAGGUGGAAGGAUCGAUCAAAUUGUAUCUAUGCUUACUUACUUGGAGGAACUUGAUUUGGGCUCCAACCAUCUUCGUUGUGUUAUUCCUGAGUCCUUGGGCAAUCUGAAGUCUCUGGUUAGGCUCAAUCUGAGAAAUAACUUCCUCAAAGGCCCCAUACCUUUGUCAUUGGGGAACUUGUCAUCACUCAAGAUUUUGAAUUUGAACAACAAUAGGUUAUCAGGUGGAAUUCCUAAAGAAUUGGGCAACCUCUCUCAUCUGAUUAGAAUGUGUUUAGAAGAGAAUCAGCUCACUGGUAAUCUUCCAUCGGAACUUGGAAACUUGAGGAAGCUUGUACAUCUUGACUUGAGUUCCAACUAUUUGGAUGGAAUUUUGCCUCCAAGUUAUAGCGAGCUUAAGUCUCUACAACUUUUUGGAGUAGCUGGGAACAAAUUGAACGGUCAGAUGCCAAAAUUCAUUUCAAAAUGGACCAAUCUCACUGAUCUGUAUCUCAUGGGAAAUGAUUUUGAAGGGCGCGUGCCUGGUGAAAUUUUUACAAUGAAAAAUCUCGAAUCUUUGUGGGUUAGUGACCUAAAAAGCAGCACUGGUUUCUCUUUUCCAAAAAAUAUAAAUAUGCCGUCAAUAUAUGAAAUGAUACUGAGGAGCUGCUCACUUAAUGGCUCUAUUCCUGACAAUCCUGGCGUUUGGCCACAGUUAACUUACCUGGAUUUGAGCUUUAAUCAGUUGACUGGUGGAAUCCCAAAAACCAUGAAGAAUGUGACGACGAUGAUUUUGACUGAAAAUAUGCUUCAAGGAUCAAUCCCUCCCAGUCCCUUCCCUGAUGACAACUGGGAUCUUUCUUACAACGAUUUCUCAAUUCCACCGAGCAAGGAUUCAGAAAACACAAAGUCCCAUGGACCAGAGCCAAAUAUCAAACCGAGCAGGUAUUAUACUCUUGAAGCGAAAACCAACUUUUGUCAGGGGAAAUCAAAGUACGAUUCCUUGUUCAUAAAUUGUGGAGGUGCAAAUUUAAGUUCUGACGGGAAACAUUAUGAUAGCGAUACAUCAGUAGCCAAGUUCUAUGAAGGUCCGGAAAACGUUAGAGGCAAAAGAUGGGCUUAUGCUUGUUCUGGAGAAUUCUUAUCAUCAACUGCUAAUUCAAGUGAUUACAUAAAGAACAAGACGUGUGGAGUUUCAGGGGAGUCUUUGCAUGAAACAGCUCGCCUUUGCCCUGUGUCUCUCACGUAUUACGGGUUCUGUUUACAUAAGGGAGAUUACAAUGUAAAACUUCACUUUGCUGAAAUUGUUUAUGCAAUGGAUGAAGAUUAUAGCAGCUCUGGAAAACGUGUUUUCGACGUGUAUAUUCAGGGUGAGAGAAAGCUAAAAGAUUUCAGCAUAAAGGAUGACGCUAAGUAUCCUAAUACAGCAAUCUCAAAAGAAUUCGUGGCAACUGUAAAUGACAGUUUGCUGGAGAUCCGUUUUCAAUGGGCUGGCAAGGGAUCUAUAUACAGCAAACCACUCCUCAAUGGACCACUUGUCUCAGGCAUUUCUGUGACUCCAAACUUCACAAUUACGGGAGGCAAUAAACUAUCUACUCCACAGAUAGUAGGAAUCACAGUAGGUUCUGUAUUUGCUCCAUUUCUUCUAUUAGCUUUCAUGUGGCAAAUGGGCUGGCUAGGAAACAGAGAGUUGCAAGAAGUACAUGUAGAUGUCGAAGACAGAAGUUUCACCCUCAAACAAAUCAUAGAUGCUACUCAAAAUUUUAGCCCUGAUAUGGUGAUUGGUAAAGGACGUUUUGGGGUAGUGUACAAGGCUGAACUGUCAGAUCAGAAUCAUCAGAUUAAAUUUGCGGUGAAGAAGAUUUCUCCUGAAUCAAUGCAAGACAAGCUUAAAGAUGAAUUACAUGGGGAGAUUUUUUUCAAGCAGAUGAAAAGCUUGAAACAUGAGAAUGUAAUUCAGCUGUUUGGUGGUUAUUCGAGAAAAGACCUUCAUCUACUAAUAUACGAAUACAUGGAGAAAGGCUCCCUUCAUCAAGCCUUGUUUGAUCCAAAUUCCAGAAUAGAACUUGAUUGGAAAGUUAGAUUUGAUAUCUGCCUGGGAUUAGCAAAAGCUUUGAAGUAUCUGCAUGAAGGGGAAGGAAAUGGACUCAAGAUUCUUCACAGGAAUAUAAAAGCCAGUAACAUUUUGCUUGAUAAAAAUUUCACUGCCAAGUUAACGGACUUUGGAUGGGCAAGGGUUUAUAAUCAGGAAGAUCCAUUUAUGACUAUCAAAGCCGGAGGGGCAAGAAUAUAUGUUGCACCUGAGUAUGCACUGGGCCAACCUAUCACCGAUAAAGCUGAUGUUUAUAGUUUUGGAGUUGUGGCACUUGAAAUAUUCAGUGGGAGAGCUAGUAUAGAAAAUAAACCAAAUCAGGAAUCUGCUAUUCUUAUAGAUGAUGCUCGUAUUGCACAUGCAAAGGGAAGGAUAUAUGAUUUGGUUGAUAGGAGACUAAUCAAUUACGAUCGGAAGAAGGCCUUUAAUAUUCUGAAAUUGGCGGUUAUGUGCAUCAAUCCAACCGCGGAUCUUAGGCCUACAAUGUCUGAAGUAGUAAGUGUACUCGAAGGGGAGAAAACGAUUGAUCAGGUAUCCAAAGUCCAAAUUUCCUGAGGGGAUUCCGGAGCUUUCUUUUUGUACGUUUUCAAUAUGCUUUUCUUUCCUUGUUUGUCGCAUGUAUUGCUGUGUGAUUAUGUAUAAUUUUAUGCUAUUAGCAGAACUUGCAUAAUGUUAAUAGACGGUUCUAAAACAUAUGGGUCAGCGGACCCGUUUGCCUUAGCCACCUAUAGUUUUCGAGCUUUGAAUGUUGGUUUCUGAGUGAUUUGGGACUCUGAAUCUAUCCCCUUGUUGUUGUCUCCUUUCCCUGUACUGCAAUGUUUUGUAUAUUAAUGAAUAUCUAUAUUUGAGGAGGAAAAAAAAGAGAUUGAUAGGAAUUGAUUGGA